AUGAGGUUUCUUCCAGGGCAAGAAGUAGAGAUCGCCAGCAAAGAAGAGGGCUUCAUAGGUUCCUACUACAAGGCAACUAUAGUAACUUACAUCCAGAAUGAGUUCUACCUAGUUCAGUACAGGGAGCUGUUGAAGGAAGACGAGUCGGGUCCUCUGAGAGAGGUCAUCCGAGGCGAGGAUAUCCGCCCCACGCCGCCCGCUAAGUUGUUACCGACCGCCUCAGCCGGAUUUGCGAUGCUCGACAGGGUCGAUGCACUUUACAACGACGGGUGGUGGACAGGGAGGAUAACCGGCAGAGAAGGGUCAACGUACGUCGUGCAUUUCGAGAAUAGUGGAGAGAGGCUAGCUUUCUCUGAUUCUGACCUAAGGAUGCACCUGGAGUGGGUCAAUGGCAAUUGGAUUGCUACCACCAGGAGAAGGAUCCUUCUCCCUCAAAAACAAAACAUAGACUCGUAG
Syzygium oleosum is the source of this 456-nucleotide messenger RNA. RefSeq names its product protein AGENET DOMAIN (AGD)-CONTAINING P1. The transcript has a single exon. The record is from RefSeq and is a predicted model, not a curated record. NCBI's taxonomy places the organism in Eukaryota, Viridiplantae, Streptophyta, Magnoliopsida, Myrtales, Myrtaceae. The coding region runs from base 1 to 456 and encodes 151 amino acids.